AUGAUUUUAUCUUUAUAUUUUGUCAUUCUUGUUAAUCCUCUUACGAACCCUUUCUCGAUUCUCAUUCCCGAAUAUGGUAUCAUUAUUGACGAAGUAAAAGUCGGUAUUGACCAAAUCACUUUUGGGGAUUUAAAAAAACUGAUAUGUAAACAAAAUCCGAAUAUCUUUAAAGCAUAUGAAGCUGAAAAAAUGAACCUAUGGAUGGUUAAGGGUCUUAGCCAAGGAAACGAUAUGUGGAAAAAACUUAAAAUAUUGACCAAGGAGAAGGAGCCUGAAACAAAAAUCAUUGAAGAAAUCGAAGGCGAGAUUUUACCCCCAAAUGAGAAUGUUUUGGCAACCAUUUUAGCUGAUAUGCUUUCUUCACAACAACCAUUCUCUCCUUAUCGACAAAGUUUUAGUCACAAGUUCUAUGAUCGCAAACAAGCUAUGGAUAAGAUUGCAAAAGUCGCCAACAAUAAUUAUCUCAAACGCUUGAGUAGUAAUCAUAAAGAUCAACAAUUUAUAUUGAUUCCUGGUGGAUCAGGAAUAGGAAAAUCGCGAGCAGGAAUGGAGUCACAACAUCUGGUCACCCAUGCAGAAGAAUCAGUAUUGGCAAAUUUAACUGUUGAAAUAGAAUUGGUUAAGGCCGCCCUUAAUGAUCCCAUUUAUAUAUUUAUCGAUAUAAUUAAUGGAUAUAACUACGACCAACAAAUUGAUGAAAAUCAUGCAAAAGUACGAAUAGGAGUGCGUGUUGCAAUAGCUGCGGGCUUGAUAGACAAUACGCCGAAUUUCAUUGAGCUCUAUUGCCUUGAUAAUGUGAUAAAAGAAAUCCUUCGCCGCCGUUUCAAAGAAAAAGGUCGAUCUCUUGAAACUGUCAUUAUACAUAUCGAUGAGUAUCAAAGAUAUAUUGAUUACGUUCACCAUUAUAAAAAAAUAUCAUGGGAGGACGCCCGCAUCUUCUUCAAGAAUAUGCUACAAGAGAUUGGUGCUGUAAUGCGCAGUCAGGCUAUACGAAAGCAAGAAGGUAUUGAGGAAUACUUUAUUAUCCCGAUAUGCACUGGAACAUCAGCAAUUGAUGUUCACUUUUUGCAUACAGAAUAUACUAAAGUUCUGGUCCAACUCAAACCUUUGGAUUAUAAUUCAGCAUACAUGAUGUUUCUUGACAAAUAUCAAUACUCAAAGCAAACCACCAAAAGUGCAAAGAAAAUUUUAAAACAACAUAUUGAAAAGUAUUAUAAUACAUCAUUUGAUGAAAGUGUACUUGAUGAACGUUCAAAGGAACUUUGUGAACUUGUAUUAUCUCAGGAACAUUUUCGUAUCGCUCUAUUUGAUACAGGGUUUAUUCCCAAGUACCUGGAUAACCUUCUAUCUCCUCAAAAUAUUACACCACAUAUUGACUGGGGCAAUAUUUUAUUCCAUACAAUGUCAGUACAAUCUGUUGAAAUUAACGAAUUAAAACCAGGUUGCUGGAAAAGUAUUGAAGACAUCUGUACCAUAAUCUCAUUUGGGAUUACCCGACAAACUGUUAGAAGAGAUUUUUUGUUACCUAGUUGGACUUCCAUUGGCGAUGUUGAGCGAGCAGGUUUAAUCUUUCUCAUAAUCCCCACCGAAACUCAUUCCAAUGAUGAAUUCAUUAUUUUUAUACCUUUUAUGUUAAUGAAGUUACUUAACAAAAUGCUCCUGUUUACAGCGUAUCUCUUGAUUCCAGAUAAACUACUCCUUAUUCCAAUGAAAGAUCGCCCUUGGCGGUGGCAAGAUUUUGAGUCCCUUCAUGGAUACUACCAAAGAGCACUUAUUAAGUCUUUAAUCAACGUUAAAAACGCACAAAUUCUAGCUUUAGAGAAAAGUAUUAGUACGCUUCAAUGCCUUAGCGUCACCAAAAAAGUAGACGACGGUGAUGCGACUCUUCUUCACUGCCAAGUCGAAUUACGCGAUGUGGGUGUCUUUAUCGAGAAAGAAAAGUUUCUUGUUAAAACAACAGACAUUGCACAAUUUAGCAAAUUGGUAUUGUGUGAUGAUAACAUUACUCGUUCUCUCGAGUCAGCUAUCUUCCAUUACAAAUAUUCGAAAAAUGAUACAAUGGAUCCCAGUGUCAGCGGAACAACACUUUUAGAUUGGUACAAUAUAACACUUCGGUCAGUCAGUAGCUAUGCUAAUAACUAUGAAAUUAUUCUCAUUUUUUUCACUGUUCGACGUUUUACAGGAAAUAAUCUUCACAAGAUGCCUCAGUUGCUUCUUAUUGAUUUAGAUUGUAUUAAGGACUACCUUUCACCAUCAUUUGCCCACUGUGGCUUAGUAAUACCAUAA
Messenger RNA from Funneliformis mosseae, 2286 nucleotides. The record is from the annotation of a GenBank genome assembly. Lineage: Eukaryota; Fungi; Glomeromycota; Glomeromycetes; Glomerales; Glomeraceae.